Molecule: messenger RNA, 2676 nt
Organism: Fusarium coffeatum
Lineage: Eukaryota; Fungi; Ascomycota; Sordariomycetes; Hypocreales; Nectriaceae
Exons: 4
Coding region: 1-2676 (891 amino acids)
Biological process (GO): proteolysis
Molecular function (GO): oxidoreductase activity; serine-type peptidase activity
Source: RefSeq, a predicted model, not a curated record
AUGCCGUCUAAAAAGAUAGCUCCUUACGGGGAUUGGGAGUCACCCAUCUCAGUAGAUUCUAUCGUAUCUAAGACCAGAAGCCUCUCUGCACCAAGAGCUAAUCUCAAAUCGGGAAGAGCUUUCUACACUGAAAGUCGUGAGAACGGAAGCACCACUAUCGUCGAGAUUCUCAAAGAUGGCAGGAGAGAAAUUCUUCCUUCUGAAUACAGCGCCAAGAAUACUGUUUAUGAGUAUGGAGGCUCGCCUUACGCUGUUCUACCGGAUGAUCGUAUCAUCUUUUCCAACAAGGGUGACACCGUUCACAUCGUCAAUCCUGACACCAAGGAAGUUUCCAAGUUAACUGGCGAUCCGAAACUGCGAUACUCUAACUUUGAGGCCAAUUUGAAGAGUACCUGGGUGCUGGCUACUCAAGAAGAUCAUGAGCAUGAUACUCCUGAUGGCGUGCGCAAUUACAUCGUUGCGAUCAAUACCAAGACUGCAGAGGUGAAGAGGAUUCUUGAUACAGCUGACUUCUACUACGAACCCUCAUUCAGUCCUGACGGUUCUAAACUUGCGUGGCUGGAGUGGAACCAUCCCGAGUUGCCCUUUGACGCAGCGAGACUGUAUACUGCGACAUGGAACGACGAAGGUUCAAUCUCAGACAUCCGUCUGGUAGCCGGCAAGGACCGUGAAGGCGUAGCGGAGCCCAGAUGGGGACCUGAUGGAUCGCUCUUCUUUGGUAAAGAGAUCGGUGAAUAUCGUCGUUUAUUCCGCAUUCUUCCUGGCAGCGAUGAGCAGCACGAAGUGAAGGUGGAUGGCCUUGACAAUGCCGAAUUUGGCGGAUUGCGAUGGUUCCAAGGAUGUCACACCUACGCACCUUUGUCUGAUCGACUCCUUGUCGCAGCGCCAGUUAUCCUUGGACAAAGUAGAGUCAUUGUUAUUGACAUGGAGUCCAACUCUUGGAAGGACAUCGGAGACGCUGAAAGCUUGUCAGAAGUAACACUGGAUGCAGUAGCUCGCCUGAGUGACACCUCAGUUCUUAUCAUUGGAGCAGGCGAGACGUCUGGUAAGGCUUUGUAUAGAAUCGACGUCGAAGGCAAAAGCCAGAUCACUCAAUUGCGAGGUUCUACAGACGAUGGCUUUCCUACAGACUUCUGCUCGAAGCCUAUCUUGAAAUCCAUCCGCUCAAAGGGACAACCUCAGCGAGAAAUCCAUGGCUUCCUCUGGCUGCCGCACAAUCCUAACUUUCUGGCACCGGAAGGAGAUCUUCCUCCUCUCAUCAUGACCAGCCACGGCGGACCAACAUCUUACACUGGCCCUGGUCUGAACCCCCGAACUCAAUACUUUACUUCACGAGGCUACGCUGUUCUCGCCUUCAACUACAAAGGCUCUUGUGCCCAUGGCCAAGCAUAUCGCAAUGCUCUAUGGGGAAAUUGGGGACUGGUUGAUUCAGAUGAUGCUGCUGAAUUCGCAGAUAACUUGACGGAAAGUGGCCAGAUCAAAACUGGAGGAGUUGGUAUCACUGGUGUCAGUGCAGGAGGAUACAACACCCUUCAAAGUCUGACUCGCCAUGCAAAGACAUUCGCUGGCGGUGUAUGUCUCUCCGGCGUAAGCGACAUCAAGCGCCUAGACGACUCUACACACAAGCUAGAAUCAGAUUACACCGACCAUCUGGUUCUAGCACCAGGUGUAGACAAGAGUGAGAAGGACAAGAUCUGCCGUGAAAGAAGUCCUCUGUUCGAAGCCGAGAAGAUCACUGCUCCAUUGCUGCUCUUGCACGGUGGUUCAGACAAGAUCACGCCGCUGGACCAAGCUGAAGAGAUGGCCACUGCGAUCAAGAAGGCAGGUGGUAAUGUUGAGCUUAUAGUCGUUCCUGAAGAAGGUCAUGGAUUUUCACAGCCGAAGAAUGUGGAUGAAGCCGACCAUCAAUCCAGCGUAACUGCUUGUAUGCGGAUCAAAAGACCGCAAGGGCUACGAGAAGCUCUUGCACGGCGUCUGAGUCCUGGUUCUGUCCUAUUUUCGAAGAAUGUUUAUCAUGUUGAUCAGACGUCUGGUUUCAAGCGUGUCUUGACUACAACUGAUGGGGAUACAUUUGAGUGCUCAAGAGUCAUCAUGGCUGUCCCAUCCCCUAAUGAACAUAUCGACUUUAGCCCUGUCCUUGGAGAACCUGGGCAGUGGAGUCAGGAUCAUGAGUCCCCAGACUUCUGCGUCAAAACAGUAUUGACAUACGACCAGCCCUGGUGGAGGACGAAAGGACUUAGUGGAUAUUCCCAGAGCAUGCAAGGCCCAAUCUGGCAAACACACGAUACUUCGAACGAUGAAGACGGAGUGUAUGCCCUUACAUGUAUCGUUGCAGGCGAGUCAGGCCGUGAACUGUGGAAGAAGAACCAGCUUGAGCGGAGAGAAGCGAUAUUGGCACAUCUGAGAGAUGUAUUUUCCAUGUUUACAGCGAUCCCGGAUCCCAUUUUAAGAAUUGAGCCAAAGGAUACACCGAAAACUAGGUGGGCUUCAGACAUCGCGGGACUUUUGUAUGCUGGUGGCCAGGAGGCGAACGGUAGGGUUCACUUUGCAGGUUUCGAGGCGGAUGAUUUGUUGAAAUCUCAUUUGGAAGUGGCUUUAUCAUCUGGAAGUAGAGCUGCAGGCGAUGUCUUGACUGCUAUGGUCCCCAAGGAAGAGUUGAUACUUGCUAAGCUUUGA